AUGAGAUCAAGACUUUCUAUUCCCACAUUGCCGACAAAUUUGAAGAAACAUAUUGAAGAUAGUUUAGGAAUAAAAGACACAGUUCAACUACAACCUCAAGAAACAGAAGGGGGAACAUCAAUCAACAAAAGAAAAAUUUUCACUUUUUAUAUCUAUAAAAAAAGGCGAAUGACAAAAACUCAAUGUGCAACAUAUAAAAAACAUAUUUGUGGAGAACAUCAAAUAGUAACUUGUCCAAUUUGUAAUGCUAAAUAA
Macrosiphum euphorbiae (potato aphid) is the source of this 255-nucleotide messenger RNA. The record is from the annotation of a GenBank genome assembly. NCBI's taxonomy places the organism in Eukaryota, Metazoa, Arthropoda, Insecta, Hemiptera, Aphididae.